GGUAUUUGCUGUACGCGGUGAUUAUGCUCUCAGUAUUUGUUAGGAUGCAGAGUAACGCCCUGCCAACUUUCAUCAUUUCUAUUUUCUUUUUCUUUUUGUUUUCUCCUCAAAAGCUUCAACUAAACUUUGUCACCUUUAUAUAAACGCACCCUUCUCCUUUCUAAAUUCUUCAAACUCUUUGUUUCUCACUCACUCACUCUCUCUCUCUCUCACUCAUUCUCUCACUCUGUCUCACUUUGGUCAUGGCUUUAGAAGGUCACGAUUUGAAUUUGGGUUUCGUGUGGGAAAGCCAGUCUUUGGGUUCUCUUCCCAAUUUUGAUAACGCAAGUGAGAGCAGAGAGAAGUUAGAUAUAAAGCCACAAAACAAGAAGGAAGAAGGAAAUGGAGAAGAAGCUCUUGUGAAUAAGAAGAGAAGUCGAGGUAAUAGAAGAGAGAAGAAUGUUGUCGCUGAUGGUGAAGGGAAAGUUGAUCACGAAGUGCAGAUAUGGAUUGAGAGAGAAAGAAGAAAGAAAAUGAGGAACAUGUUCGAUACCCUUCAUGCUUUGCUUCCUAGGCUUCCCUCUAAGGCUGAUAAGUCAACCAUCAUCGACGAAACAGUGAGCUAUAUAAAAACCUUGCAGGAGACCCUCGAAAAGCUUGAGAAACAGAAGCAAGAAAGGCUCCAAUCAUCUAUGUUAAACUCGCAAUGGCAACAACCCUGUGACUCAAGGGAGGGUCUUAUUCCUGAUAUGGGAUCUUCGAUCAGCUUAUCCUCUGGAAUGGUGGGAAUGAAAACUUCUUCAAAUCCUUCAAUUUCAUCUAAUUCAGCUUCUGUGCAACCAGUGGGUUUUCAAACAUGGUCUUAUCAAAAUAUAGUGUUGAAUGUUAUUGGAUUUGAAGCACAAUUUUCCAUUUCUACUGCCAAGAAGAAAAGUACCUUAACCACCAUUGUUUUUGUGCUGGAAAAGUAUAAGAUUGAGGUCAUUUCUGCUAACAUUGUAUGCAACGGUAAUUCAAAUGUGUACCUCAUUAUUGCUCAAGCAAAACAAGAUUCAUAUCUAUUUCAAGAUGUAAAUUCGGUGGCUGAAAUUUACAAGAAAGCGGCUGGAGAAAUUCAGUUAUUCAUUGCUUAAAUUUUGGUCACAAAAUUAAGACUUGUCUAUUUAUCCUGUUAAUGUAUAAUUUUAUUUGCGUUAGAAAAAGUUCGUGCUUUUAUUCCGUAACAUUAAAGCAGACUAUUAUAAUCUUUCAUCUUUGUACUGUAAUUGAAACUAGUAUGUGUGUUUUCUGUGUUCGUUUCCCAAUAUUAUAGAGAGAGAGUAUUAAAACUCUUUCUUACUUCAA
Lotus japonicus is the source of this 1323-nucleotide messenger RNA. Its product is annotated as transcription factor bHLH95-like. The transcript has 3 exons. Gene Ontology annotation, molecular function: protein dimerization activity; DNA-binding transcription factor activity. Lineage: Eukaryota; Viridiplantae; Streptophyta; Magnoliopsida; Fabales; Fabaceae. The record is from RefSeq and is a predicted model, not a curated record. Gene Ontology annotation, biological process: regulation of DNA-templated transcription; endosperm development. The coding region runs from base 243 to 1112 and encodes 289 amino acids.